GGUGGAAAAACGGAGAGAGGAGGAGAGCGUGAUUGUGUGAGUGUUGGAUGGAUGGAUAGUGCUACAGGAGCGCGCACACACAUGCACAGAGGCAAACGCACACACUCCGUGAAGGAUAGUGUGUGUGAGGCAGCCAGCCAGUCAGUCGGUGCGAGUGUGUGAGCCAUGUUGGAUGUGAAUGAACGGGAGGAGAGAUGCUGCCGUUGCCGCGCCGCUCCUAACGCUCAGACCUCCAGCUCCACGGACCACAGCGGGUAGAUGCCAACUCUCCAGGCCGACAGAGAGACGGGGGAGCCUGGGGGAAGGUGUCGGGCGGUGCUGGCGGCCCUGGAACUGGCCACCUAGCCGGUAAGAGGGGGAGAGAGAGAAGUAACGAAGAGGAGAAGAAGACAGGAAAGAAGGAAGGCGAGAAAGAGGGAGAAUAGGCAGAGGUGGAAGAGGGAGAAAGGAGGAGGAGAUACAGAGAAAGGAAGAGACUAAAUGGCUGCACCGCUACCGGGCUUCACCCCGCUCCUGCUCUCUUCUCUGGCACUCCACCUGCUUCUCCUCGGCCCUUUGUUCGCCUUCGCCCCGGGGACGGUGAAUACAGGAGGGGCUUCCAACAGAUGGACCCCGGGCCUCUGCUACCGAGACGCCGGUAAAGUGAGCCAGCAGCAGCAGUGCGAGGAGACAGGGGAGUCGCCGAAGGGCAGCUGGAAUCUAUGCCCAAGCAGGUGGACCGUAGUGCGAAUACAGACUGAGGGAUGCUGUGGAGUGCAGCGUACAGGAGGAUAUCAGACGGAUGGUGCGAGGGGGACACGGGAAAAAAGACUGAAAGGAGUCGGGACGUUUUGGAAGAGUGCAGGCGGUCCACUGGCUCCAUCACUGCCGCCGUCUCCACCUCAUCCUCUCCAUCCCGGAUUUAGGAGCAGGUCCGAUGGCGGCGCGGGAAUGAAGGAGAGAGGAGGGCUGGGGAGGAGGAGGAGGAGAAGGAGGAAGGGCGUUGUUUCACCUCCCGCUUCACCUGCUUUCACCUCCUCGCCGGCUCAGAACGGCAAGAAAAGGGCAGUACAAAGGACUAGAACGUGCGCGCAAUGGUGGCCGGCGUCGAGGCCACACCUCGCCAAACGUGGUGCCGCUGGAGCCUUUGUGCACUCCUCUGGUCUGCGCGGGGCACCCGGAAGUGAGGGGGGAAAGGUGUGGGAGAGGGGCCGUGAGGUGAGGCGAGGGUCAUUUGCAACACGGGUCUCCUCGACAUCCGGCCAAAUCCACCGGCCAAGCUCCGACAAACGAGCCCUCUCCCCAGCCAACAAACCCCUACCUGGCCCCCUUCCAACCUGCAGCCGUCCUCUGUCUGGAUAUGUUUCACCACAAGCUGAUGCUACAAACUACACCUUCAAACCCAGCCUCAUCCUCAGCAACACCUUACAUUCUAUCCCUGCAUCCAAACUGGACUGCAUAUAUCAUUUUUCAACCUCUGAUAAAAUCCAUCAACAACCGGUUUUAAGGAAGGAGGUUUGGGAAGCUGGCGUGGACAGGAGCGCUGGUAAUUAUUCUCAUUUGGGCAGGCACAAUGUUAUCGAUCCCAGCAGCAGCAACUGCAUCAGAGAGGGAGGUGAUGAUAGCUGGUUUCCUGGGUGCGUUAGGAACACAGAGAAUGACAGAGUGGCGAGGGCUUGGGGAGGUGAUGGGGAGGGCAGGGUCGCGUGCAGAUGUGCCAGGGCGCAUCUUGGGUUUUGGUUACCACCUCUGCGUAAUGCAGCGUCUAACCAUGCCAGAAAUAUGGAUAAGAGGAGGGCUGAGAGCAGAGAGAUAAAGGGUGGGAGAGGAGGAAGGGUGAAGCAAGGCAACAAACACAUUCAUUUAUCUAAUUACGCGGAUAAUGAUUUGUCCUUUCCGAUUCUGACGCUCUUAUGUAGCUCUUUUAAUGAGCUUCCGCAGGGGAAAUCAGUACCAGCGACCAGGGGCCAAACCCGGGGAGAGCGCAGGGAGGCUCCCGAUGGUGGUUUGGACAGAAGAGAAACGGGGAAUGGACAUUUAGGCGAGUUUAUGGUCCCCGAGGGAGGCGUAGCUCAGAAGAAUCUCCUCAUCCAAUUUCCCCUCAGUAGCAUGGCGGAGACACGCAGCCAACAGUUUAUAUCCAACAAAAACGCCAUUUCCGAAAUCCUAGCAGAAUAUUCUGGCCCGGCGCUCAGUCCGCCCACUCAGACACAAACAGACGAUUACGCACAGAGUGGAAAACUCUCCACAGCGCUCCGUGCUUCUGCAGAAAAAAUAGAAGCAACUUUAGAGAGGGAGUCUGCCAGUGACUCAGUCUUUUUUUUGUCUGCUAAGUUUCCUGUUGCAUCUCCGCGUCCUCUCACGCAGUCUGAUCCGAUUACAGAAACGCAUCUCUCCUUUUCCUCACAAAUUAACCUGACCGGAUGGCAGCACGACUCCCCACUACACUCACACUCCUCUACUGAGGACGUGAUUUCAGCACAGCGGACAGCUCCGAUUGUGCUAUUGUGGAGCAAAUUCAACAGCAACGGUAAUAAUAACAACAACCAGGAGGAGGGAGAGGAGGAAAUGAAGGGCUACAGCCGUGAAUCUGAAACCCAGAAAUCGCCUUGGCACGGUCAGACAAGACAGGGAGAUGUGUGGGACAAUGGCGCGCUGCAAGACACGGUCCCCGCAGCUGACAGCGUCUCUACCGACUGUGGAAGGGACAGUAGCGCGCGUAUGCAAUUAAAAUCCGGUAAGCAAGUGCCAUUAGAGUCCGGAGGUGUUAGACAUCCAGAUAGGCAGAUGGGGGAGAGGGACGCGGGGAGGGAGGGAGAGGGCUCCGAGGGGCCCGCUGAUGCUGCCGAGGCUGUUGCUGCUGCUUGGGGAGGAAAAUUACAGGUGGGGGAGGGCGAGGGAGAGGCGCGGCUGACAGUGGGGAGAGAGGAGGAAGAGGGAAUAACAAAGCAGGCAGUGGAGAGAGAGACAGACGGAGGGAAGGGUCAAGAUGGGGGCAGCAGCAGCAGCAGCACCACAACCAUCAUCACACAGCCAGAUAGCAAAAUAGGGAAGAAAGAGGAUGAAAGUCAUGAGGGGGGUGAGGGAGGAGGGGAGGAGGGGGAGGAGAGGCACAGUUCAAGGGGAGAGAGGAGCCUGGAACGCCUGAUAAUGCCACCAGGUGAUGAAACCUCACAGGGAGAAAGGGAGGUUUUGAUGCCUCGAUCCAGACGUGCAGCCAACAGACACCCGCACUUUUCCCUGUAUAACUACCAAGUGCAAGUAGCUGAGAACCAGCCGCCCAGCACGUCCGUCAUCCUUAUGUCCGCCUCAGACUCAGACGCUGGGGAUGCAGGCAGGGUUAGCUACAGCAUGGCCCCUCUGAUGAAUAGCAGAUCCUCAGAUUACUUCCACAUCCACCCAGACACAGGCCUCAUCACCACCACUCAGGUUCUGGACCGAGAGCACAUGGACCUGCAUUACUUCCGGGUCACAGCGACCGAUUAUGGCUCUCCUCGCCUCUCCGGCACCACGAUGGUCGCCAUUACUGUUGCAGACAGGAACGAUCAUUCUCCCAUAUUCGAGCAGUCAGAGUACAGGGAGACCAUCAGAGAGAACGUGGAGGAAGGUUAUCCCAUCCUGCAGCUGAGAGCAACAGACUCGGAUUCCCCCUCAAACGCUAAUAUUCGUUACCGAUUUGUGGGCGACACAGCUGUGAUUGCACGAGCAGCCUUUGAGAUCGACCCUCGCUCUGGUCUCAUUACGACUAGAGGAUUGGUGGACCGUGAAACAAAUGAGCACUACACGCUUCAGGUGGAGGCCAGCGACCAGGGGAAGGAUCCUGGGCCGCGAUCCGCUACUGUUAAAGUUUUCAUCACUGUGUUGGAUGAAAACGACAACGUGCCACAGUUCAGUGAAAAGCGCUAUGUGGUGGCAGUGAAGGAGGAUGUGCGGCCUCACUCUGAGAUCUUGCAAGUUAGCGCCACCGACCGGGACAAGGACAGUAACGCCGCUGUUCACUAUAAUAUCAUCAGUGGAAACAGCCGUGGACAGUUUUCCAUUGACAGCGUCACCGGUGAGAUCCAGGUGGUGGCGCCGCUGGACUACGAGGCCGAACGAGAGUACACACUCCGGGUUCGAGCACAGGACAACGGGCGACCUCCUCUCUCCAACAACACUGGGAUUGUCAGCGUGCAAGUCACAGAUGUGAAUGACAACCCACCUAUCUUUGUCUCCACACCAUUUCAAGCAUCUGUGCUCGAAAGCGCCCCAGUUGGAAGCUCCAUCCUCCACAUCCAGGCCAUUGAUACAGAUUCUGGUGAUAACGCCCGGUUGGAGUACAGGUUAACUGGCACCAGCUCUGACACUCCAUUCGUCAUCAAUUCUGCAACAGGGUGGGUUACUGUCAGCUCCAUUCUUGACAGAGAGUCUGUAGAGCACUAUUUCUUUGGUGUGGAGGCCAGAGAUUAUGGCAUGCCGCCUCUUUCUGCUACAGCCAGCGUUACUAUAACAGUGAUGGAUGUUAAUGACAACCGCCCAGAGUUCCUCCAGAAGGAGUACUAUGCUCGGCUAAAUGAGGAUGCAGCGGUGGGCACCAGUGUGGUGACGGUCACGGCUGUGGAUCGAGAUGUCAACAGUGCGGUCACCUAUCAGAUAACAGGUGGAAACACCAGAAACCGCUUUGCUAUCAGCACAGCAGGAGGGGCCGGACUUCUCUCCUUAGCGCUGCCUCUGGACUACAAACAGGAGCGACGUUAUGUUCUCACCGUCACUGCCUCGGACCGGACGCUGCAUGACACUUGUCAGGUGCAUAUCAACAUUACAGAUGCCAACACGCAUCGGCCGGUCUUCCAAAGCGCCCACUACUCUGUCAGCGUGAACGAGGACCGACCGCCUGGCAGCACUGUGGUUGUGAUCAGUGCCACUGAUGAUGAUGUCGGUGAAAAUGCUCGAAUCACUUACUUCCUUGAGGACAAUAUCCCACAGUUCCGCAUUGAUCCAGCCACAGGGGCUAUAACACUCCUAGCCGAGCUGGACUACGAGGACCAGAUGACCUACACAUUGGCUAUAACAGCUAAAGACAACGGAAUACCACAGAAAUCAGACACAACAUAUGUAGAGGUGAAUGUGAAUGAUGUGAAUGAUAAUGCACCUCAGUUUCUUAGUCCGAGGUAUCAGGGAACAGUGAGUGAAGAUGCUCCUCCAUUCACCAGUGUCCUCCAAAUCUCCGCCACUGACCGUGACGCCCACGCCAAUGGUCGGGUUCAGUACACCUUCCAAAAUGGUGAAGAUGGAGAUGGAGAUUUUACCAUCGAACCUACAUCUGGUAUUGUCCGAACUGUUCGACGUUUGGACCGUGAGAGCGUCCCGUUCUAUGAACUCACUGCCUACGCUGUGGAUCGAGGUGUUCCCCCUCAGCGAACCCCAGUCCACAUCCAGGUGACAGUCCUGGAUGUCAACGACAAUGCCCCCGUCUUCCCUGCUGAUGACUUCGAGGUUCUGGUGAAGGAAAACAGCGUUGUUGGCUCCGUGGUCGCCCAGAUCACAGCCACCGACCCGGAUGAGGGUGCCAACGCUCAGAUUAUGUACCAAAUUGUUGAGGGGAACAUCCCUGAGAUCUUUCAGAUGGACAUUUUCUCAGGAGAGCUCACUUCGCUCAUUGAUCUCGACUAUGAGGCCCGAAACGAGUACGUCAUCGUAGUCCAGGCCACGUCUGCACCUCUGGUCAGCCGGGCCACCAUCCGGAUCCGACUGGUGGACCAGAACGACAACCGGCCGACCCUGCAAGACUUUCAAAUCAUCUUCAACAACUUUGUAUCCAACCGGUCCAACAGUUUCCCCAGCGGGGUGAUUGGGAGGGUCCCCGCCCACGAUCCGGAUGUGUCAGACAGGCUGUACUACACCAUCGACAGGGGCAACGAGCUUCACCUGCUGCUGCUGAAUCACACCAGCGGAGAGAUCCGGCUGAGCCGAAAACUGGAUAACAACAGGCCGCUGGUGGCUCCCAUGCUGAUCACCGUCACAGACGGCGUUCACAGUAUCUCAGCCCAAUGUGUUCUCCGUGUCCUCAUCAUCACCGAGGACAUGCUGGGCAGCAGCGUCACCGUCCGCCUCCAGAACAUGUCCCAGGAGCACUUCCUGUCGCCGCUGCUGGGUAACUUCCUGGAGGGCGUGUCGGCCGUGCUGUCAGUGCCCGUCGAGGACGUCUUCAUUUUUAACAUCCAGCCGGACCUGGACGCAGCUCCAGGAGGGAUUCUGAACGUCAGCUUCUCGGCCGCUCUGCCAGGUGGACACUUUUUCCCCUCUGAGGCUCUGGAGGAACAGCUGUACCUGAACAGGCCAAGGCUAACGUCACUAACGCAGAUGGAGGUUCUGCCGUUUGACGACAAUGUGUGCUUGCGGGAGCCCUGCCAGAACUACAUGAAGUGCAUCUCGGUGCUGCGCUUCAACAGCUCAGCCCCCUUCAUCUCCUCGCCCUCCAUCUUGUUCCGGCCCAUCCACCCCAUUGCCGGCCUUCGCUGCCGCUGCCCCGUGGGUUUCACGGGCGAUUACUGUGAGACGGAGAUCAACCUGUGCUACUCCAACCCCUGCCUGAACGGAGGAGUCUGUGCCCGCAGAGAGGGAGGAUACACCUGCAUCUGCCGGGAAGACUACACCGGUGACCGCUGUGAGUUCGACCGACGGCAGGGCAGGUGUGUUCCAGGUGUGUGCCGUAACGGAGGAACCUGUCGGGAGCUUUCAGGUGGAGGUUUCCGUUGCGAGUGUCCUGCAGGAGGCUACGAGCGUCCGUACUGCACCGUCACCGCUCGGUCCUUCCAGCCGAAAUCCUUUGCCAUGUUCCGGGGUCUCCGUCAGAGAUUUCACCUCUCCAUCUCAUUAACUUUUGCCACGUUGGAGAGCAGUGGUCUUCUCUUCUAUAACGGACGCUUCAAUGAGAAACAUGACUUCAUCGCUUUGGAGAUCCAAGAGGGACAAGUGGUGUUCAAAUACUCCACAGGUGAGUCGUCCACUCAGGUGAGUCCCUACCUGCCUGGCGGUGUAAGCGACGGAGACUGGCACACCGUUCACAUCCACUACUACAACAAGCCAGCUAUACGCUAUCCCAAGCGCAGUAUGAGCGGUGAAGCCCAGGGUCCAUCGGAUGAGAAGAUUGCUGUGGUGAGCGUUGAUGACUGUGAUACUUCCUUGUCGCUCCGCUUCGGCACGCAGCUUGGAAAUUAUAGCUGCGCGGCUCAGGGCAAACAGACCAGCAACAAGAAGUCUCUGGAUCUGACUGGUCCGUUGUUUCUGGGCGGAGUCCCCAACGUGCCUGACAACUUCCCCUUCGGCACCAGAGAGUUCAUCGGCUGCAUGAAGGAGCUGCACAUCGACAACAAGCCGCUGGAUCUGGCUGGAUUCAUCGCCAACAACGGAACUCUUCCUGGCUGCAGCGCCAAACUGCCCUUCUGUAAGUCCAACCCCUGCCAGAAUGGAGGAACCUGCAGGGUGAGCUGGGAGACUUUCUCCUGCGACUGUCCAUUAGGAUACGGAGGGAAGGACUGCAGCCAUGUGAUGCCACACCCACACCGCUUCCUGGGUAACAGCGCCCUCUGGUGGGACCUGAAGAACGAUGUGACCAUCUCCACACCCUGGUACCUCGGCCUGGUGUUCCGGACCAGGGCGAGAGGAACCCUGCUGCAGGCCCAGGCUGGGCAGUACACCAGCCUGUUGUUUCAGGUGAUAAAUGGUCAGCUGGUGUUCUCGGUGACCCGCGGUGCGACCAGACCGGUUCGUCUGCGGCUGGAUCAGGUUUCAGUGGCAGACGGCCGAUGGCACGACCUCCAGCUGGAGCUGCGAGACGUUCGCAGCGGCCGCGAGACGCGAUACGUCGCCACGCUGAGGCUUGACUUUGGACUCUAUCAGGGUACAGUGAUAGUGGGAAAUGAGAUUCAUGGCUUAAAGGUGAAACAUCUGCAUGUGGGAGGAGUGCUUGGCUCCGGAGAGGUUCAGAAUGGGAUAAAAGGAUGCAUACAGGGUGUUCGUUUGGGUGUUCGACCGGACUCUCCUGCCCUUCCUCGCCCAUCCAGAGCUGUCAAAGUGGAGACUGGAUGUAGUGUUGGGAACGCUUGCAUCUCAUCUCCUUGCCCAUCACACAGCCGGUGCGCCGACCAAUGGGAGCGACACACUUGUGUAUGCGAACCUGGUUACUAUGGGACUGGCUGCACUGACGCCUGCCACCUGAAUCCGUGUGAAAAUGAAGCUCAGUGCCAUAGGAAGCCCAGCUCCUCCCACGGAUACAUCUGCGACUGCGGCGACAACCACUACGGCCAAUACUGCCAGCACGGGAUUGAUCACCAGUGUCCCAGGGGCUGGUGGGGAUCUCCAACCUGUGGACCGUGUCACUGUGACACCAACAAAGGCUUCGACCCCGACUGCAACAAGACGAGCGGACACUGUCACUGCAAGGAGUUUCACUACCAUCCACGAGGUUCCGACACCUGCCUGCCGUGCGACUGCUAUCCAGUUGGCUCCUUCUCGCGGUCAUGUGACCCAGAAUCGGGCCAAUGUCAGUGCAGGCCCGGCGUAAUUGGUCGCCAGUGCAAUGCUUGCGACAGCCCCUUCGCUGAGGUCACGAAUUCAGGCUGUGAAGUUAUUUACGAUGGGUGUCCUAAGACCAUCACUCAGGGGAUAUGGUGGCCUCGGACCAAGUUUAACCUGCCGGCUGCUGUGCCCUGCCCCAAAGGCUCUGUCGGUGCAGCCAUCAGACACUGUGAUGUGGAGAGAGGAUGGCUAGAACCGGAUCUUUACAACUGUACCUCACCUCCAUUUGUGGAGCUUAAUGCUGCUCUUGAUUCCCUGGAGCGUAAUGAGACGGAGCUGAACACCAUCCUGGAGAAGAAACUUGCCCACCAGCUCCGCGACGUGACAGAGUCCACCGCACGUCUCUAUGGCAACGACCUGCAGAUCACCGAGCGCCUGCUGUCCCGCCUCCUUACGUUCGAGACCCAGCAGAGCGGCUUCGGACUCACGGCCACCCAGGACGCUCACUUCAACGAGAACAUUGUCCGAGGCUGCAGCGUGGUGUUGGAUCCUGGUACCUCUGGACUCUGGCGGGCUCUCACUCAGAGUCAGAACCACAUCCCGGGCGGUGGUCCGGCCGAGCUGACUGAACUGCUGGAGCAGUACGCGCAGAACCUGGCCCAGAACAUGAAGCUCACCUACCUCAACCCCGUGGCUCUGGUUGCUCCCAACAUAGUCAUGAACCUGGACCGCGUGGAGAACCACACCCAUGUGCGGCGGCGUUUCCCUCGUUACCACACCUCCAUGUUCCGGAGCCAGGUGGUGUGGGACCCCUACACCCACGUCAUACUGCCCCCUGCUGCCCUGGUGCCACAGCGGCAGCAGCAGCACAGCUGGAAGGAAAAGGAAAGAACUACUGAGAAAGAACCCUCGACCAAUCAGAACGCUGUGUCAGCCCCUGUCAGCAUCUCGGCCAAUCAGACAGGAGAAUACGUGGCGGCCAGACGCACCGUUUCACUACCUGAGCCUCCGUUUACCAUCGUCAUCUUGCUGAUCUAUCGAAGUCUUGGUGCUGCUCUUCCUCCCAAAUACCACACCGACCGACGAGGAGUCAGGCUUCCCAGACAUCCAGUAAUGAACUCUCCAGUGGUCACUAUUUCAGUCUACAACAACCAGACAUUUGUUGGUGGACACUUGGAUCAGCCCAUCCUGCUGGAGUUCAAGCUGCUGGAAACAGCCAAUCGUAGCAAACCUCUUUGUGUGCAGUGGAACCACAGUAGUCCACAUGAGUUAGGAGGCUGCUGGACUGUCAGAGACUGUAUGGUUGUCUACAGAAAUACAUCUCAUGUCCGCUGUCAAUGCCAGAGACUGGGAACCUUUGGCGUGCUGAUGGAUAGUUCACAUAGAGAGCAGUUGGAGGGGGAUCUAGAGACUCUGGCCCUGGUUACGCAUUCUUCUCUAUGGGUCUCCAUGCUCGCCCUCCUCCUCACCGUCUUCGUCCUUUCCUGCCUCCGAGGCCUUAAAUCCAACACCAGGAGCAUCCAUUCCAAUACAGCGGCGGCCAUGUUUCUGUCAGAGCUGGUGUUUUUGCUGGGUGUCAGUCAGACUGAACAACAGUUCCUGUGUACGGUCGUUGCCAUUCUGCUGCAUUACUUCUUCAUGUCCACGUUUGCCUGGAUGUUCGUCGAGGGUCUCCACAUCUACCGCAUGCAGACCGAGCAGCGCAACAUCAACUACGGUGCUAUGAGAUUCUAUUACGCCAUUGGCUGGGGCGUCCCCGCCAUCAUCACAGGGCUAGCAGUCGGUUUGGACCCAGAGGGUUACGGGAACCCAGACUUUUGCUGGAUCUCCAUCUAUGACAAACUCAUCUGGAGCUUCGCCGGUCCCAUCGCCAUUGUCAUACUGAUGAAUGGAGGAAUUUUCAUGAUCGUAGCCAAGAUGUCAUGUAACCCGUCACAGAAGGAGACCAAGAAGCUUCCUGUCAUUGCUACUAUCCGAAACGCCUUCCUGCUGCUGCUGGUGGCCACCUCCACCUGGCUGUGUGGUCUGAUGGCCGUAAACAACAGCAUCCUGGCUUUCUACUACAUAUUCGAUGUCCUCUGUCUAUUUCAGGGUCUGUCGGUGAUGCUCGUCUUCACAGUGUUCAACUCAGAGGUUCAGGAGGCCUGGAGAGUUGCCUGUUUAGGUAAAAAGAGUCCUGGAGAAGAACCACCGAGACCACCACAGAACACAGUUCAAAACCCCUAUCAUAAUGCAUCUCUGUUGGAGCAGAGCGGCCUCCACCGGAUCACCCUGGGAACCUCCACCAUCUCCUCUGUCAGUUCUGCCAGAGAAAAUCUUUUAGCUCGACAGACUCUUGAACAAAACAUCGUCCACACCGGAGCCACUGACCUGGAUGUAGCCAUGUUCCAUAGAGAUGGAGGUAAGGACUCCGACUCGGACUCUGAUCUCUCCAUGGAGGAGGAGCGUAGCCUCUCCAUCCCUUCAUCUGAGAGCGAGGACAACGUCCGUCUCCAUGGACGCAUCCAGCGACGGUUCAAACGUUCCAAUCACGGCGAGCGUCUGCUCACCGAACCCACCAACAACGGCACCAAAGAUCUGGAUGGCAAUGACCUUUUGUCCUACUGGCCAGCUUUGGAGGAGUGUGAGACACACACUCUGCAGAAGUGGGGCUCAGAGCGCCCCCUGGGGGCAGAUUACAGCAAGGAUGCUGCCAAUAACAACCAGCCAGAUGCAGCGCUCACCAGUGGAGAUGAGAACGGCCUCACCCAGCCACACAGGCACCGCAAGGGUAUCCUGAAGAACCGCCUCGGCUGUCCUCCAGCUCUCCAGGGUCUCUCCACCAUGGGCCGAGUCCCCAGUGAGCUCAACUGGUAUCGGACCUCUACUCUGGGUCACCGAGGUGUUCCUGCAGCCUCGUACGGUCGCAUGUACUCUGCCACGGCUGGUGCUGGUGGAGGUUCUGGUUCUCUGUCCCAGCCAGCAUCCCGCUACUCCUCCAGGGAGCAUCUGGACUCUCUUGCCCGAAGGCAGCUGUCUAGGGAUCCACUGGGGAGGCAGACGGUUGGGGGUUCAAGGGACCGACUGGACUCCCGGGGUUCCAGGGACAACCUGGAUCUCUUGCCCAGGAGGAGAGACCUGGGACUGGGGCAAGGAGCCGGGCUGGGGGGCCUGGACCACCAGAGGGUGUCAUCGUCCAGAGAGAACCUGACAGGAUCCAGGGACAGACUGGACAACCACCACGCGAGCAGCUUCCAUGCCUCGAGGGAGGACUUGAGUGGAACUGUCGGACCCGGGAUGGAGAGCUACCUGAGUGGGUCGAGGUCGCAGCUGAACACAUUGACUCGGCGGCAGGCCUCAUCCCGGGAGCACCUAGGGGGGGCGCUGAUGACCAGCCGGUCAAGGGAGCAGCUGGAGACCAACGGAGUGGGAGCUCAGGUUCAGCCUUGUCGGGAGUGGCUCCGGACUCUGCCUCCUCGGCAGCCAUCGCACACAGACCAGCCUCCCUCGUCCUCCCCACCUCCCCCGAUCUCCGAGGAGCCCCAGCAGGAGCAGCAGCCUCCCUCGGCUCAUGCCAGGGGCCGGCUGGACUCUGCACCUUCAUGUAGGUACUCCCAGGGGCCGGAUGCAAAUCCAAACCCUCUAGGUCGGCAACCAUCCAGUGAGCAAUUAGAUAUCCUGACCUCCAUCCUGGCCUCUUUCAGCUCCUCUGUCCUCACUCCUCCCCAUGCUGCCUCUAACCCUGGUCCCAACGGCUCCGUCCAAAGACCCUCACUUUCCCCAUCACAGUCGGCCACCUCCCCCGACUCCGAAACCAACAGAAGUGAAGGACAGUCUUGAUGACAGCCCCCACAUCCCAUAGUGCAUUACAACAGUGCUGGAGACACAAGGGACAAGCUCAAAGGUCCACUGGGACAUUGGAGGACUACAAAACAAGCUUUCAAAUUAGACAGAGACACUGAUAAAAAUAAGCAUCAUCUGCAUAUGAUGGAACUGAUAGAACUCUAUCAUAUGCAGAUGAUGCAUCAAAAACUUGAUUUGUACAGUUCAACUUGCCCACAAACUUGUGGCAAAUCAAGUUUUUGACUCCUACCGCCUACUCAAAACUGCAAUGGUUCUUUGGACGUUGAGUCAACCACCACUACUACCUAAAGAAUGCUACGGACUAUGACAAAACUUCUCAGAUUUCAAACAUUAACCUGAACCAUGCAAGAUCAGUUGAAAAGGAAAAAAAAAACAGAAGCGACUGUAAAUAACAUUUUUAUACAUUUUGUAUCUUUUUCAUUGGAGAUGAAGAAGAAAUCUCUUGUGAUGUUUCUGUUUUGUUUUCUGAUUUUUCAAAAAUGAUUGUGUCCGUGUGAGGUUGUGAGUGAGGUUGGUGCGAGUGCAGUCUUUUUCAUUUGCUGAGGGAGAGAUUUUCCCCCGACGAAGAGUUUAAAAAAAAAAAGAAUCCCCCAAAUGUCUCCAUGAAAAGCAUUUUUUCCUCAGAAACUUCUCCUCACACCCAUCCUCAUCUUUAUGUAUAGCGACAGGGCUCCAGCAAUAGUAUCAACUGAGAUUACCGAAAAACUGCGAGAUGUUGUUGGAGUGAAAAUAUCAAAGUAUCAGGAAGUGAUUGUAAAUAAAGGAAGGGGUUAUUAUAAGAGAUUUGAUAAACGAGAUGAUUGUGCAGUGAAAGACUGCAAAAGUUCGUAGCAGGUGUUAAAGCUCAGUCACGAGUGUCAAAGUUAUCAGCUCUGUCAGGAGACUGUGCUGUUAUUGUGAUCCACUGUUAUAUGAAUGUGACCUCUAUCUGUGUAUCCUCGAGCCCGGUGCUGUCUGAACCAGACCAUAUCAGUCUGCUGAUAUUACCAGACCAUAUCUUUAGUGUACUGGAGGUGAAGGUUCAUAUCUCUGUCCGCUUCUCUGCAUGAGGCCAUAUCAAGCAACGACCGUUUAACCCCCCCCACCACCCCUUCCUUUUUUGUAAUACUUUGAUCCAUCACGACUCAACCUGCCUCAACGGGGACGCCUAAAUUUGGCAACUUUCCAAAGCCUCCUGGUGACUUUUUUGGUCAAAGUGACUAGCAACUAAUUUAGUGACUUUUUCUGGUGUUUUGGAGACUCUGACAUGAAAGGUCGGAUCAUUCUGUAGCUACUGUCUUCAACGAGCAGCAGGUGCUGCUGUGAGCUCCUCCCCUUCACAAAGCACAGGCGGUCAGUCUAGUAACCCCACAGCAGUCCCACUGUCUGAUUAGAGGAGACCCACAUCACGCCGCGGCCAGACGGAAGAUGAAUCGUGCAUGCACAAAGUCGCUGCAGAUCCCGUCCUGGCUUACACAGCGGGAUGUAAAUGAAAAUGUUGCUUCACUGUCAAACUAAAACAAAUUACUGCAUUUAGCCUCUAAUUCAAAAACACAUUUUGUGAGUUUCAUACUCAUUUUUUGUCUCUCUCACAACAUUAUUCCUCUCUCCUACAAUGUUGACUAUAGUUACAUGCAAACAGGAAUUAUGCAAAUUAGGCAAUGACAUCAUUUAGCAACUUCUAGCGAUUUUUAGGACAGCCAAUAGCAACUUCCCUUACUGAGGAGUUGACAACACUGUUCAGGAGAGUCAUUUGUCAAAGCUUCUCAUUUACAAAGACAUUCUUUGCAAAUCUAAAGCCAAAGGGACUUAAAAAUCAGUAUGAAACAUUGAUGUUCUGCAGUUUUGUGUGAUGACUUGUGCAGGUGUAAUUUUGUUUUAAUCUUUUUUUAUUAUUAUUUUACAAUAAUUGUGCCAUGGAAAGAAGUCUAAAGGGAAAAAUUCUUGUUACUAAUGAGGCCUUAGAUCUGCACUAGAAUAUAACCCACUGUUUUGGUUAUUUUUAUUUGGCUGCAUACUGUACAGGAAAUGGAUUUUGAUUAGCUCAAGUAAGCAGAUAAAGGAUAACAGGGAAGACAUGAGUCACACAUUGGGAACAUGAAAGCAGGCCAGCAGUAAUGUACGCAGCAUGGUAGCAACCUGAAUAUUUUAGCACAUGAAGCCAUUCCAGUUUUUUUUUUUUUCAUCUUUUCUCUGGCUUGGCUGGAAACUGGGAAAUUACCUCAGAAUAUCUUUCUGCAUAUAAAAAAUUCCACACAAAGGAGGCACCUUCCUUUAAAUCUAGACAAGCAAUGUGAUUAAUAUCCAUUUUUCCCCUCUCAUUGAAAGGGCUAUUCGGAGAUAAGGUAUCUCUCAAGAUCCUCAAGAGCUUCUGCAACAGUGAAACCUGUUUUGCAGAGACGUCAGCUAUGUCAACACUAAAAGCUUCUUAAGUGGUUUUGAGAUGCAGGUCUUUUCCAUCAGCAGCUGAUCCUCUUCUCACAGGUGCAGAACAGACCUGAAGGUAGCAACACACAAGACAGGCAGUUGCCUUGGAUUGUGGUGAACAUACAGUUGAGGUCAAAAGUUUACAUAAACUUGUAAAGAACAUAAUGUCAUGGCUCUCUUGAGUUUCCAGUUAUUUCUACAACUCUGAUUUUUCUCUGAUAGAGUGAUUGGAAGAGAUACUUCUUUGCCACAAAAAACAUUCAUGAAGUUUGGUUCUUUUAUGACUUUAUUAUGGGUUGACAGAAAAAGUGACCAAAUCUGCUGGGUCAAAAAUAUACAUACAGCAAUGCUAAUAUUUGGUUACACGUCCCUUGGCCAUUUUCACUUUGAUUAGACGCUUUUGGUAGCCGUCCUCAAGCUUCUGGUUGAAUCUUUGACCGCUCCUCUUGACAGAAUCGGUGCAGUUCAGUUAAAUUUGUUGGCUUUCUGACAUGGACUUGUUUCUUCAGCAUUGUCCACGUUUUCAAUGGGGUUUAAGUCAGGACUUUGGUAAGGCCAUUCUAAAAUCUUAAUUCUAGCCUGAUUUAGCCAUUCCAUUACCACUUUUGAUGUGUGUUUGGGGUCAUUGUCCUGUUGGAACACCCAACUGUGGCCAAGACCCAACCUUCGGGCUGAUCAUUUUAGGUUAUCUUGAAGAAUUUGAAGGUAAUCCCAUUUACUCUCUGUAAAGCACCAGUUCCAUGGGCAGCAAAACAACUACACAGGAUAAUACUGCCACCACCGUGCUUGACGGUAGGCAUGGUGUUCUUGGGGUCAAAGGCCUCACCGUUUCUCCUCCAAACAUAUUGCUCGGCAUUUUGGCCAAACAGCUCGAUUUUUGUUUUGUCUGACCACAGAACUUUCCUCCAGAAGGUCUUAUCUUUGUCCAUGUGAUCAGCAGCAAACUUCAGUUGAGCAUUAAAGUGUCGCUUUUGGAGCAAGGACUUCCUUCUUGCACGGCAGCCUCUCAGUCCAUGGCAAUGCAAAACACCCUUGACUAUGGACACUGACACCUGUGUUCCAGCAGCUUCUAAUUCUGGCAGAUCUGCUUUUUGGUGGUUCUUGGUUGACUCUUAACCCUCCUGACCAAUUUUCUCUCAGUAGCAGGUGAUAGCUUGCAUUUUCUUCCUGAUCGUGGCAGUGACAAAACAGUGCCAUGCACUUUAUACUUACAAACAAUUGUUUGCACUGUUGCUCUUGGGACCUGCAGCUGCUUUGAAAUGCCUCCAAGUGACUUUCCUGACUUGUUCAAGUCAAUGAUUCGCUUUUUCAGAUCCGUGCUGAGCUCCUUUGACUUUCCCGUUGUAGCAUUUGUGGGCAUUUGUAUCCACUGAGCCCUAUUUAAAUGACCUCAGAGAAGUAACCAGCUGUAGUCAGUCACUCACAAGAAGUUAAGAGGCAAUGCUAUGAAGCUCAUUCAUUGACAACUUUCUAAGUCACCAAAAUUGCUAAUUCAUGUUGCUGUAUGUAUAUUUUUGACCCAGCAGAUUUGGUCACUUUUCCUAUUAACCCAUAAUAAAGUCAUAAAAGAACCAAACUUCAUGAAUGUUUUUUGUGACAAAGAAGUAUCUCUUCCAAUCACUCUAUCAGAGAAAAAUCAGAGUUGUAGAAAUAACUGGAAACUCAAGAGAGCCAUGACAUUAUGUUCUUUGCAAGUGUAUAUAAACUUUUGACCAUGACUGUAAAUGUAUUUUUUUAAAAGAACAAAAAAACAAUCAAUGCAAGAUUGGAUUUUUGCUUUGCCAAAUGUGAAGUGGAUUAAAAAAACAUACACACAAAGGCUCAAAUGCAGCACAAUGAGCAGAAGAUAACAGGUUGUAAGGGGAACAAACUGGGUCAGAAACUCUGACUGCAAAAAUGCAACUGCCUUCCUAGGCGUGGAGGUUACUCAUCAAGGGAUGGAAAAACAUAGUGAAAAUAAACACACACCUCACAAACAGAAAGUGCGUAUCCCCCUGUGUGACAGCAUUUUUGCUAAAUAAUAAACACUCCAGUAGGAAGAACCCUAUCCAUCAAUCUGUUAAAGGAGUAGUACGCUUAAAAAAAAAAUCUUCAUUUAUUUUUUAACAGAACCGUUUUUCUCCAAUUAAUAUCUUUAAUGUCUACAGACAUGAAAUCUAUUUUAUUUAUUGCUAUUCUAUUUGAUGCCAUGUGGUAUGCGAGGCUGUUGUUAUAGAAGUAUGUGUGAUUUAUAUUUAUUUUUUUGUCCAAAUGUUCCUCUCUCUUUUUUUUUUAAAUGUAACUUUCUUAUGAUCUGAGUCUCUCAAUGCAACAAUUUCGCAGAUGGAAGAAAUGAAGGAAAUGUGAUUUUACAAUGUAUCCACACCCAGAAUUAAAAUCAAAUGAGUUUGUUAGAUAUUAAAAUUACAUUCCAAUCAAGAAUCUGGCAAAAUCUGACAAAAAAACACUCAAAAUUCUGUCUUUCCGUGGUGCAUUUUUCCUCUAUUGAAACAGAUCGAGAUUAAUCAUUGAAAACUGGGUGUAAAUACUGCAGUUUUGUCUCAAACCAGUUGAUUUCUUCUCCCUGCCCACUUUCAUAGAUCCAAAGGUUGAGAUUUAAAUGACAAUAAUUUAUGAUUUGGACCAAGUGAAGGCAGAAGAGUUGAGACUGAGACAUUGUGAUGUGCUCUGCAAAAAAAAAAAAAGAAAAUAAAAACCAGGGGAUUUUGUUACAGCAAGAAACAGAGAGAGAUGAGGAAGAGGAGCAGAGAUGAUGAUGAUGGGAGAUUGUCUUUGUUAGCUUGUGUGUUCAUUAUGGGAUGCCUUCUAUCCCGCUGUCGGGAUGGAAACAGCUGUUCCCCGUUACCGCAGAAACAAGAGAAAUGUUGGACAUUAAAAAAAGACUUAUUCCUACAA
Molecule: messenger RNA, 17622 nt
Organism: Acanthochromis polyacanthus (spiny chromis)
Lineage: Eukaryota; Metazoa; Chordata; Actinopteri; Pomacentridae
Gene: celsr3
Product: cadherin, EGF LAG seven-pass G-type receptor 3
Biological process (GO): cell surface receptor signaling pathway; homophilic cell-cell adhesion; G protein-coupled receptor signaling pathway
Cellular component (GO): plasma membrane
Molecular function (GO): G protein-coupled receptor activity; calcium ion binding
Source: RefSeq, a predicted model, not a curated record